Molecule: messenger RNA, 1840 nt
Organism: Hibiscus syriacus
Lineage: Eukaryota; Viridiplantae; Streptophyta; Magnoliopsida; Malvales; Malvaceae
Product: pentatricopeptide repeat-containing protein At2g06000-like
Exons: 3
Coding region: 1-1515 (504 amino acids)
Molecular function (GO): protein binding
Source: RefSeq, a predicted model, not a curated record
AUGCUUGAAAAGGCAAUGUACUUGGCGAAAGUUGGGUUAAGAGAAGAUAAAAGAGAUGAUAUGAAGCAAGAAUACUUCAACAAGAAUUUGACUCCUUCGACUGAAUUCGAAGUUGUUAAGUGGUUAAACAAUCCGGCUUUCAGAUUGAAGUUUUUCGAGUUAAGUAGGGAGAAUCUUGAUAUUACUCAUUCUUUUUGGACCUAUAACUUGCUUAUUAGGUCAUUUUGUCAUGUGGGUUUACAUGGUUCUGCUAAGUUGGUUUUUGAUUAUAUGAAGAUUGAUGGGCAUUUGCCUGAUAGUACUUUGUUAGGGUUUAUGAUCUCAGCUUUUGGGAGGGCUGGUGAAUUUUAUAUGGCAAGGAAAUUGCUUGCUGAAGUUCAGUCUGAUGAUGUAAUGGUCACCGUUUAUGCAAUGAACAACUUGUUGAAUAUGAUGGUUAAGCAAAGCAAACUAGAAGAGGCAGCUAAGUUACAUAAAGAGAACGUAGAAUCAAACUUCAAACCGGAUACUUGGACGUUCAAUAUUCUAAUUCGAGGACUUUGCGGAGUUGGAAAAGUGAAUCAGGCUUUUGAGUUUUUUAAUGACAUGAAGAGCUUUGGUUGUUUUCCUGAUCUUGUUUCAUAUAACACCAUUAUAAAUGGAUUAUGUAGGGCAAAUGAGGUAGACAAAGGUCAUAGUUUAUUGAAUGAAAUUCGUUUGAGAGAUGAUUGUUCACCGAAUGUUUUGACGUAUACAUCGAUCAUAUCUGGUUAUUGCAAGUUGGGCAAGAUGAAGGAGGCAUCUGCUCUUUUUAGUGAGAUGAUAAAUUCCGGAACUGUGCCUAGUGUUGUCACUUUUAAUGCUUUGAUUGAUGGCUUUGGAAGAGUUGGUGAUAUGCUUUCCGCUAAAUCAAUGUAUGAGAAGAUGGCUUCUUUUGGUUGCAGUGCUGAUGUUGUUACCUUCACCUCCUUGAUUAACGGGUAUUGUCAGAUAGGAGAUGUGAACCAGAGUUUGCAGCUUUGGAAUGCAAUGGUAGUGAGAAAUAUAUCUCCAAAUGUCUAUACCUUUGCAAUUACUAUUAAUGCUCUAUGCAAGCAAAAUAGAAUACACGAGGCUCGUGGACUUUUGAGGGAGUUGCAAUGUACGAAUAUUGUUCUGAAACCAUUUAUCUUCAACCAUGUGAUUGAUGGGUUCUGCAAGGCCGGGAACUUGAAUGAGGCCAACCGGAUAGUUGCAGAGAUGGGGAAGAAAUGUGAACCUGAUAAAGUGACAUUUACUAUUCUCAUUAUCGGGCAUUGUAUGAAAGGAAGAAUGCUUGAAGCAAUUAGCAUUUUCGAUAAAAUGUUAUCAGUUGGUUGUGCCCCAGAUGGUGUCGCUGUACACUCUUUGAUAUCUUGCCUUUUUAAAGCUGGGAUGCCUAAUGAAGCCUUUCAUAUUUCUACAAUAGCAUCACGUGACAUGAAGUUGACUGGUUCAACUUCCGAUGAUAAUAGUGCUCACUGGAGGAUAAAUAGAGAUAUGUCUGUGUCUGCUUAAGAUAAAAGCUUCCCUGAUCAUUGAACUUGGUUUCAUCCCCAAAUAUCAAGUAUUCAUUCAAGCAUCUCUAGCCCGAAGCACAAUCGAAAUUGCAUUCGGAUCGCAGAUAAGUAUUUUUCAAGAUAUUGUAAACUUUAAUGGUACUGUGUUGUUGCUUCUUAACCUUAUAUGAGGGAUAUAGGAGAUUUAAAGCUACUCAAUCUUAAAUCUGAACUUGGUAGGGGAACAACACCAGUAAAUGCUAUCAAAGGCACCUUGCAUGGUAUGCCUAAUGAGUCGGAAAGGACCACAGAGGUUAGCUAUUUAUCCUCACAGUUUGGUAUCU